This is a messenger RNA of Linepithema humile (Argentine ant), 6187 nucleotides long. Its product is annotated as rho GTPase-activating protein 20-like. NCBI's taxonomy places the organism in Eukaryota, Metazoa, Arthropoda, Insecta, Hymenoptera, Formicidae. Gene Ontology annotation, biological process: signal transduction. Gene Ontology annotation, molecular function: guanyl-nucleotide exchange factor activity; GTPase activator activity. The record is from RefSeq and is a predicted model, not a curated record.
AUCCUGAUCGUGAUCUGUCAUGUUGUAUAACAUACAGUUCGGUGCAACUUCAAGUAUUGCGCAGCGAUUAGUCCGACGCCUGACCGAGAUCGUGCGCGCACCCGUUACAUCAUCGGCAAGUGCUUGGUCGCGGCCGCGCGAUAAUCUCCGGCAGGGGUGCGUUUUGUUUACCAACGGUGCGCGGCUUCUCGUGCUCCGCGACGGGUGCGAGGGGAGAGGCGGAGACGCGCGUAGACGGUUAGUGGUGGCCGGCGCGGCGGCGGACCGCGUGGUAGGAGGCUGCCGCGAUUCAAUUUCAGUCGAAGCGCGUCAGGCAGACCGAGCAAGCGAACGCUAAAGCAUCGAGAACCGGUCGGUGAGCGCUCUCUUUUCCGCGUUACGAUUUUCGAACCCUCGAAAACAAAAAGAGAGAUCGAAAUACAGACGGAAAAAGAAGGAGAAAGAGAGAGAGAGAAGAAUAGAAGUUUGUACGCGCGUGCGCGUCGCGCGUGUGGUGUAUGAACAUAGCUGUGUUUUUGCAUCAUCGAGUCUCUUCGCGCACUUUUGUCCUUUCCCGCCUCGUCGCGCAUUUGAUCGUCUAGUCAGUUUUUACGUCUCGCGCGAUGUCAUAAAUCUAUCCGCGAUUGUUACCCGAAGCUGUAAUUCGAGAAGUCGAUGAUACUCUUCGAUUUCCGGAGAGCGAAAAUUACACACAAGUCGGUGCGAUUAUUGGUCGGUUGGCUUUUUGAUCGGCUCAUUCAUGCGAAACGAUUUUCAAGUCGGCAAUACAAAUGGCGUCAGUAGUUCUGAAACAGAGGUUUCGAUAAUUCGUACGAACGCGAGUUAUUGCCGAGGAUAUCUGAUAUUCCGUUCAGAAGUUCGAGCAUAACGAGAUGGACCUUCGCGAUAUUUGCUCGAAUAAUUACGUGACAACCACGAUAACGAUAACCAACGGCGUCGUCGCGCGUGUGUGUGUGUCGCCAUGAACCAGAACCAUUAAUCAGGAGGAAAGGAUUGUUUGCAUUUGUUCGAGCAUGGAAUUCGGAGGCUACAAGGGCACCGGGCCUCGUAUCAGAGUGCGCCGGCGAGCGGAAUUGGGGAGACGGCUCACCAGGAGGCUGUCUCUCGUCGCGAAAAUGCCGGCUGCGAUUCUCAGCAGAGCAAACCCGCCCGAGCCGAGACCGGUCGAGAUCACGGCGAUUGCACCUGACAAGACGCAGCUCACGUUAUCAGCCUCAUCACCCGGAGCUAUUUCUUCCGUGGUCGCCCCGGUACUUUUGAAAUAUCGAGUUUGCAGGCCUCGAUUACUGCUUGCUGGCUCGAGGGCCGAGGUCGACCCCGCAGCUGAUGUAGCCCUUCUGCACGGUGAAGUCUUACUCAUCGAAGACUCUGGAAGACAAUACAAUGCGAUCGGAGAUACAGAUCGCAAAUACAGAGCUACAGAGAAGCUGUUGCACACGGAAGAGGAAUUUCACGAAAUAUUGAGCAGCGCCAAAGAAUUGUACGCACGUCCGUUGGCACGGAAUUAUCCCGAAUUUCAUGAUGUUAUCUUUCAACCUCUCGCGGAUUUAUCGCGGGUCAGUGCAGAGCAUUGCCAAAGGAUCCGCGGGGCACUCGAGAAUUGGGACGGCGGUGCCUUCAAGCCGGGUAACUUAUUUCCCGGCUCGUUUUGGAACUCUUACUGGGAAUACCUGGAGAAAUAUAGCGAGGCUAGGAGGACACUGGACGAGCUGAGAGCGACCGAGGACCCCCUACUGCACUUUCUCAACCUUAGGCAGGCGGCCGCGAGGCACUCGCCCUCGUCCUUGCUUCUUCUACCGGUGCAGAGGCUUGCCGAUUACGAGAGGUACUUGGGAAGGGUACAGGAAGCGAGGAACUUGAUAGAGAACGAAUGCAUCGACAGCGGGGCGGUUCUCCACCGUGGACAGUUAGAGGGCGACCUUCACCGCAUUCAGGAACUCUUCCCCGGCGAUAACUUACGGUUACACGAACGAGAUGUCGUCACCACGAAGAUGAAGAAUAUAUUGCGUAAAAGAAACAGCGGUACUCCAGUCAGACUGGCGAGAGGUCUUUCUCAGAAAAACUUGGACACUUCGAGUAGCUCUCCGCCUCCAAAAUCGCCGGCUAGAACAUUUCUCUUGGAAACAUCAGUUCAAUUCACCACGGGUAUGCAAUCUCAGGAGAGACAUCUCUUCCUUUUCACCGAUCUCCUGCUGAUCGCAAAAGCUCGCAACGGUGGGACGUUCAAACUGAAACAGAUCGUAAGGAUGAGCGAGCUCUGGCUGACGACGGGCCACAUAGAGGACGUAGCGGAGACCAGCAAGUCUGCGGAAACUAGCUUCGUUCUCGGCUGGCCCACUACGAAUGUUGUAGCCACCUUCAUGACCGCUGCGGCGCGCGAUCUCUGGUGGGGACGCCUGAACGAUCUCGUGCGAGAAGAGAGUAUGAAAGAGCCGCCGCACACACACAUUCAAGUCGUGUAUCACGACAGCGACACGAAUAGCGACUACUGCAAAACGAUCCUGGUAGGCUCCGAUAUGACGGCGCAGACCUGCGUGAACGUGGCGAUGCCGUUGUGGGAUCUUCAAGGACCCUUCCAGCUGUGGGCCCGAACGUUCCCAGACGAGGCGCCGUAUCCGCUAAUAGGCCACGAGCGACCGUUCGCCGUGAAGAUAUCGAGCUUGCGGCACAUGCUGUCGGCGGACGAGGGUUUUGACUUGGAGCACAUCCACAAAAGCGGCGUCGAUCUGUGCCACUUCAUCCUGAGACCCGUGAUGAAGACGCCAGCGAAGAAGAACAACCGGUCGAAGAUAACCGGACUGUUGCGACGCUCACUCUCGCUGAAUCCGAGUCUCUUCGGCGUGAAUCUGUCGCGAUUGGACGAGAACGGCUUGCCCAAACCUGUUCUGGUGAUGCUGCAACAGCUGUUCGCGAAAGGCCCGUUCACGCAGGGUAUCUUCCGCAAAUCCGCCAACGUGCGGACCGUCCGAGAGCUACGAGAUCAAAUCGAGUCGACGGGAGAUCCUAGUUGUCUGGAGGACGCGCCAAUCAUAGCGGUCGCAGCUUUGCUGAAGGACUUUUUAAGAUCCCUACCGGAUCCUCUCUUGACUUCCCAUCUGUUUCCCCUUUGGAUGGACAGCUUGGAGACACCAAAUCCCGUGCAAACUAUUAAAAGCAUUUUAGAUAGGCUGCCGAAGGCGAAUUAUACGUUACUCUCGCAUUUAAUCUGCGUGCUACACCAUGUGGCGAGGCGAUCGAAGCGUAAUCUUAUGUGCGCCAGCAAUCUGGGCGUUUGCUGCGGCCCGAGUUUACUUUGGUCAUCGAAUCCGUCGGUGAACCAGAGCAGAGCAAUCCCGACGAUCACGGAGAUGUUGAUCCGUCACUGCGAGGAUUUCUUCGGCGCCGGUGUCACGCAGCUCCUCGGAGAAGACACGCGUAGUGACAGCGGAGCCGAAGAGAGCACCGACAGUCUUCACUGUGGGAUAUCCCUGGAUAGCUUAGACUUAACGGAGACACCGCGUAGGGAUCCCAUGUCCUUGUCAAGAGACUCGGGCUUGACCUUGUCAGACUGCCAAUUAUUCAUACCGGAAUCGCCCGUGGGCUCGGAGGAUUCGGCACCGAACGCUUCAUCGUCCAGUAAUUACGAUAAGCCUCUCGCCAAGGAGGAAAAGUCUAACGGCAAGCCCUACAUGCCGGUUUAUAGAUGCGGAUGGGAAGAGAGACUGAACGGUUACACGUCCGGCAGCCAUAAUCACGCGAAUAACGCGGAGCACAGCUUUCGGGAGGAAAAGGCCAGCGCGUGUUUCUCCAGUGCGCCGUCUCAGCAGCCGUCCAACUUUCAGCGGCAGGAUUGGCUGCGAGCGCAGUUGAAACGAACACCAAGGACGAACAAGCUGGACGAACAUGAGCACAGAGCAAAGGAGAGAUUCGGCGACAAGGACAUGUACGAUAGGGAGUACCUGAGACAGGACGCGAUGAAAGAGAAUGUGGAGAACUGCAAGACUUAUCGGAGUAGACAGUUAACGGUGACUUACGAUAUAUUAUCGGAGGAUUACGACAGUAAGAGCUCGCAACAGGAUAUCCGAGGCACCGAGCGGGUGCUGAUGAACGAUUCGGAGCAAGACCUGACCGGCGGCGCCGAUACGCCGCUUUCCGGCAGCGAUCGUUAUGAAUUCAAAAAGAAGGAGCGCUUUAGUGAAUUUAAGAAAAAGGCCAAGUCCUCCGAAGUCCAGUACGUGAGCCUGGAGUCACCGAUGUCGGAGAAGGAGCGCCGUCGCCAGACUCACGAUCACGAAAUGUACGAGGAUUUCGUGAGAGUGAAGGCGAUAUACAUGGAAGCGUUCAAGUACUGCAACGGCAAGGAAUCGAACAACGAGUCUGAGAACAAAAUAGACUACUGCGAGGACAGAGGUCGGUCGAGCGAGGUUUACGCAGACGCGAACGAUUCGUACAAGAGCGUGAUGAUCGACCUUAGCGAAGACGAGCAAGAGGAACGGACGACAUCGUGGCCGGACACCCCGCCGCCGUUGCCGCCGCGGCUCAGGCACUUGCCGCCGGUGCACAUGAGCCUCGAGGACAGGCACAAGGCGGCAGGUAGGUCCAGAUCGUUGCCACCGCCGCCGCCGUAUCGUCCACCGCCGCAACCUCGCGCUCCCAUCACCACGAGGCAUCUGGGUUUCGGCAGAUCCGUUGUCGACGAUGAGAGCUACGUUUGAGAGCGAGCGGCCGCCUUGCAAUUCAUCGAAGAAAAUCCUCACAUCAUUAUCUAUCUUCGGCGUGUAUAAUGUCCGAGUCGUAGGAUUCGCUUACGACGACUUAACCUAGUCCAAACUGAAAACUUGCGUAGUAACGAGAAUAAUGAGGAGACCCGACGGUGGCAUGUGAAUGCCACCGCCGUCGCGGUUCUUCUUCAGAAAUGACGAAUAUAUUUAUCGUCCUUCGAUCAAACUUAAAAAUAGCGAGACGAAUAAAACGAAACGAGAGAUGGCGAAGUGGAAUUUGCUGUCUACUUGUGACCGUCAACAAUUUUGGCCUGUAUUCCCGUUGCGCUGUUCAGUUUAAUGUGUUCAUUCGGUUUUCAUUUUUACAUUUGUUACUGAAUUUCUUUUAUACGCGCGGAUAAAAUCUCAAUUUAAACGAUCGUAUUUAGUGCUAAAACGAGAAUACGGGCCUGUUACUGUCAUUCAGUGAUACAGGGUGCUUCCACGAGCAUUAGUUCAUACUAUCUUAGUAGGCUUAGUAUUCGUAUUUAGGUUGCUAAGUGUAAUCUAAAUAAUGGACAAUAUUAUGAUGAUACGAGUAAUUCUUUCUUCACGUAAAACAAUAACGUUUGUAAAAAUAUUAAUAACAAAAAUUAUUUUCUACAAAUGUCGAUGAAAUUUUGUAGAAAUACAAUCCGAAAUGCUGCCUAUUAACAGCGCAUUAAUAGCUACAACAAUGCGCUCGAGGAGUAUGUAAUAUUUUGCAGUGUGUUUUAUAGCGAAAGAUCUUUUAUUCUCGUGAAUCGUUUUUAACAGACAUACAUUCUGCGGAUCGAAUGCACUUUCUGUCGACAUUGAUGUGACAGUGCAUGUGUAUAUUUUAAAUUUGUGAGAGGAGCGAGGACCAGUUGCGAGGGCAAUAUCAUUAGAGUUCCGCGUGAGAACUCAAAAGUAGAUUCGUCAAGAAUUUUGUAAAAUAUCUUAUUUUGCACACUCGUAACUGGUGCUAUUUUGAAAUUGACUUUAAGUUUACGAAAAUUCAGCCUUUUUCAGCAUCCAAUUCUUUUUUUUAGAACCAGCUCUGUAAACAACAAUGCGUUCGCGUAGCUGUAUUUUUUAACGAAAUCUUAGUGACGGAAUCAUCAUUUUUUCAGAUGUUCUUUUCCGCGCACGUUCGUCAAUUUCCUCUUACAUUUACAUCGAACGGGAACGAAUUUUCCCGUAAUUAACAAUGUUUUGUUUCUGACAAUUGAAAUAUGAUUUAGAAACAGGAUAUUUUGUGCGUGGAUACAAGUGCGAUAAUCUUAACUGUUAUAGGAUGCAAGAAAUAUAUUGGAGUGUUACUACGCGACCAGCCUUUCUUGUAUAUAUUAAACUACAAAAUGUCAUCUCUUUUCUUUCGCUAAACAUAUGAUACGAUGUGUAACACGUAUAAGAUAUCUACACAUAUCUAAAUUAUAUGUUAAAAAUGCUAUAAAAGCAAAUAUAUAUUUCGUAUUUUAUAAAUC